Pimephales promelas (fathead minnow) is the source of this 4236-nucleotide messenger RNA. It is a transcript of the gene comp, whose product is annotated as cartilage oligomeric matrix protein. The record is from RefSeq and is a predicted model, not a curated record. Gene Ontology annotation, cellular component: extracellular region. Lineage: Eukaryota; Metazoa; Chordata; Actinopteri; Cypriniformes; Leuciscidae. Gene Ontology annotation, biological process: cell adhesion. Gene Ontology annotation, molecular function: calcium ion binding.
AGACACACACACACACAGACCUGCUGCCCUCCUCACACACAGGCACUGAACAUGCUGUGGACUCUCUUGUUCAGCUGCAGCUUUUAUCUGCACAGCCAUCUGGUUUCGGCUCAAGGAAUAUCCAGAGAUGGUGAGAUUAUCAAACAGAUUAAAGGCACAAACCAGGAGCUUGCUGAAAUCAAAGAACUACUGAAGCAACAGAUACAAGAAAUAGUUUUCCUGAAGAACACGGUUAUGGAGUGUGAAGCCUGCGGCAUGAGAGCAGUAGAUCCACAGCCUUCAUGUGUUCCCAACCCCUGCCACCCUGGUGUGGAAUGCAUUAUGACACCUAGUGGCAUCAAGUGUGGCCUGUGCCCGGAGGGCAUGACAGGAAAUGGAACUCACUGUACUGACGUUGAUGAGUGUGCUGUAAUGCCAUGUCACAUGGGGGUGAGAUGCAUUAACACAUCUCCUGGUUUUCACUGUGGGCCCUGUCCAGCUGGGUACAUGGGCCCCCUGGUGCAGGGGGUUGGACUCGCCUAUGCAUCUGCCAAUAAACAGGUUUGCGCAGACAUUAAUGAGUGUGAGAACUCAAAUGGAGGCUGCGUGGAGAACUCCAACUGCAUCAACACACCAGGCUCUUUCCGUUGUGGCCGCUGUAAAACUGGUUUUGUUGGGGACCAGGCGAAAGGCUGCAAACCUGAGCGGGCUUGUGGUAAUGGUCAGCCCAAUCCUUGCCACGCCAGCGCAGAAUGCAUUGUUCAUCGUGAUGGACAGAUCGAAUGUGCAUGUGGAAUUGGUUGGGCUGGGAAUGGAUACUUGUGCGGAACAGACACCGAUAUCGAUGGCUUUCCUGAUGAAAAGUUGGAAUGUGUGGAAAGAAACUGUGCAAAGGACAACUGCCUCACUGUUCCAAACUCCGGCCAAGAAGAUGCAGACAAAGAUAGCAUCGGUGAUGCAUGUGAUGAUGAUGCAGAUGGAGAUGGGAUCCUGAACACAGAGGACAACUGUGUGCUCGUCCCCAAUAUCAAUCAGAAGAAUAUUGAUCAGGAUGAUUAUGGAGAUGCUUGUGAUAAUUGCCGUCUGAUUAAAAACAAUGAUCAGAAGGAUACAGAUGGUGAUGGUCAGGGUGAUGAGUGUGAUGAUGACAUUGACGGGGAUGGAAUAAAAAAUGAUAAGGAUAACUGCAAAAAGGUACCAAACCGUGACCAGAAAGAUCGAGAUGGUGAUAAUGUUGGUGAUGCUUGCGACAGCUGUCCCUACGUCCGCAACCCUGAUCAGAUGGAUGUGGAUAAUGAUUUAAUUGGUGAUCCUUGUGACACCAACAAAGACAGUGAUGGAGAUGGGCAUCAGGACUCACGAGACAACUGUCCUGCAGUCAUCAACAGCUCCCAGCUAGACACAGACAAGGAUGGCAUUGGAGAUGAAUGUGAUGAUGAUGAUGACAACGAUGGCAUUCCUGAUCUCCUUCCUCCUGGUCCAGACAACUGUCGUCUGAUUCCAAACCCACUGCAGGAGGACUUUGAUGGUAAUGGCAUUGGCAACGUUUGUGAGAAUGACUUUGACAAUGACACAUAUAGCGACAACAUUGACGUUUGUCCUGAGAAUGCUGAGGUCACUCUCACCGACUUCAGAACCUAUCAGACUGUAGUUCUAGAUCCGGAGGGUGAUGCGCAGAUCGAUCCAAACUGGGUGGUACUUAAUCAGGGAAGAGAGAUUGUUCAGACCAUGAACAGUGACCCUGGCCUGGCUGUAGGCUACACAGCAUUCAAUGGUGUGGACUUCGAAGGGACGUUUCAUGUAAAUACUGAGACGGAUGACGACUAUGCAGGCUUUAUCUUUGGCUAUCAGGACAGCUCAAGCUUCUAUGUGGUAAUGUGGAAGCAAGUGGAGCAGAUUUACUGGCAAGCCAAUCCUUUCCGAGCUGUAGCUGAGCCUGGUAUCCAACUAAAGGCAGUGAAAUCAGACACGGGACCUGGAGAAAACUUGCGGAAUUCACUCUGGCACACAGGCGACUCAACUAACCAGGUGAAACUCUUGUGGAAAGACUCCAGAAAUGUCGGCUGGAAAGACAAGACUUCUUACCGCUGGUUCCUGCAGCACAGACCCCAAGAAGGCUAUAUUAGGGUUCGGUUCUAUGAAGGUCAGCAGAUGGUAGCUGACACAGGAAUUAUUAUUGACACAACCAUGAGAGGAGGCAGGCUGGGGGUUUUCUGCUUCUCUCAAGAGAACAUCAUCUGGGCCAACCUGCGCUACAGAUGCAACGAUACAAUCCCAGAGGACUUUGAGACGUUCAGAACCCAGCAAAUCCAGCUUUUUUAAACACAAACGCAACAUUUUUUACAAGGUUAACGUGUUUUGAGUUGUAUAUAUAUGUGCCAUAUUUCAUACUCAAUUUUUUAUACUUUAAGAACAACAGUAGAUAAGCCUCAAAACCCCAAAUGACUGACAGAUACACUGAUGACACACCGCAUUAGCACUGAGGUCACAAACACCACAAUUUAAAUAUAUAUAUGUAUUUUAAAAACACGUACAGAAAUACAGGUUACAAAAUAUAAAUGAUAUAACAAGAAGGCUCUGAUAUAUGCAGCUGAGACAUCAUGCACAUCCAUAUUUAGCUUUUUUUUUCUGAGAAAGGAAAAAUUACCAGCAAUACGACAAAGACGAAAUCAAUUCCUUCUACAAUCACGAAUAGGAGACAAAGAUGACCACACCAGCACAGCGACUAUAGAACUGGGCCUCUGGAUAGAUCCAACCCAAUGAAAGCUCUAGACAACCACAAAUUAUAUGUCCUAAUAUACCGUUAAUUCCAAUAAAGAGCGAGCACCGUUUAUGCUCGCAAAAUGAAAGACCACAAAGAUCUGAUGCGCAUUCUGUAAUCUAGUCUGUUUACGACGUCUUUUUAAGUGAUGUGACGGCCGACGAAUUAAAAUCAUCCUUACAGAAAGAAAUCAAUGUUGAUGGCACUUAGUUUAUGCUAAUGCUAUGAGUUAAGGGGAAGGCUUGUUAUACUGAUCAGCGCUAACCUAUGGGUCACUAUCAUUAUGUAUAUCAAGAAGUACGUCCCAUCUAGUCAACUACGUCCUUAUUAGUCUUAAUGGUACGGACAUGGUAAUCAUGGUAACUAACUGCUUAGCAGUUCUAUUAAGGCUUAAAGGGGAAUUUACGCUAAAGGGGGUUUGCUCUCACACAAACAACCAGGACACAAAUGAACAAGUCCAACGUACAUGUAAAACCGCUCCGAUAAAACGCCCCAAACAGGCAGUUUGGCUGCAUGCCGCAUGUUCAUCAACAACAGAUUAUUUGACCAAUAAAAACAUGCAGUCUGCCCACAUCUCAUCAUGUUUAACAUGGUAAAGCAACAAACAGACUGAGCCCUUUUUUCGGUUUGCAUUGGGAAGUCACAUAUACGCUUUUCCCUCUGAAUUAGCUUUGCAAUACAGAGAACAAUUCACAAAGAACACCUUCACAAUAAACUGGGGGGGAAAUGCAUGUACAGGGUUGAACAGUCGGCAUUCUCAGAAAGUAAAACAGUCCAAGUUUCAUGAGCAAAGCCACAGCUGAAGCCCCUAUAGGAGCAACAGCCAUGAAGAUUUCAAAGUAAUGCACAUAUGUCAGUAUGAAAGCUGCCAUAUCUUCCAGAUUUCAAAUGGAAACUCAAGAUGCAAGGGCUGAACAAAUCCAUAGGGUGAAGGGGGGGGUGACCCAACUGAAGGAAGUUAACAAACAUGCUGUAACCGUGAUGAACAGAAAAAUGCUACCGUGACCCAAAAAAGCCAACAUAACAGAUCAUAAGAAACAAAAGUGCUUUGGUCAAGCAUUGCCAAGCAGGUCAUUUGGUGUAAUGCACUAUAAUAACACGGAGCCCCAUAAAUACAUUCCGUUUCUAAACAUGAUCAUAGACAUAGUUAUCAGUGUCAAAGCAGACUAGCAUUAAUUAAAACAUGCACUGUCUCUCUGGAAUCUAUUUUGUUGUAUGUUCAGUGAAUCUUUUUGCUGGAAUCAGCCAAGCUAAUGAAGACCUCGUUCUCUAAAGGUAUUUUCUCGUCAUGUUCCUGUGAUAAGGUUUAUAUGUACACUGUUUUCAGGAAAAAAAGUGUCCGAGACAAACACUUUCAUGGAUAACGUGAAAACAAUAGAAGAAAUAUUCUGAAUGGCACAGUUUGAAGAAUAAAAUGGGAGUAUUGCAGUGUUUGUUGUCUAAUAAAUAUAAACCAUCUGAACCAAUCCCUACUUCUCAGCCCUUAGUACACAAUU